Molecule: messenger RNA, 2496 nt
Organism: Photinus pyralis (common eastern firefly)
Lineage: Eukaryota; Metazoa; Arthropoda; Insecta; Coleoptera; Lampyridae
Gene: Qsox1
Product: sulfhydryl oxidase 2
Exons: 2
Coding region: 427-2265 (612 amino acids)
Biological process (GO): protein folding
Cellular component (GO): Golgi membrane
Molecular function (GO): flavin-dependent sulfhydryl oxidase activity; protein disulfide isomerase activity
Source: RefSeq, a predicted model, not a curated record
UUUCAGUGUGACAAGGUCACGUCUACCUCAUUUUUUAAUUAAACUUUAAUUAUACCUAAAUUGUAGGCGGAAUAUACUUUCGCAAAAGCUAACGGUACCCGCGCAUUUUCAAACGCUCGCGAACCGCGGGACACGUGUCGUAUCUGCGGUUUGUGCGUGCAAGAGAAGGAUAGUGGAGUGAUGAAAUCAUGGCAGUAGGGACGUUGCUUUUCCAGAGCGAUUACGGUUAAUAAUUACUUGAUAACAUGUUGCCCCGCAUGAAGGUUUAUCGAAGGAAAUUUAUUCAAUAUACACGUUAGUGAUAAAACGAAUUGGUUCACCAUAUGGUCGCGUACCGUAUAAAUGGGGAAACUAACCUUACAUCUCAUCUGUUGAUUUUGUUUUGUUAUUUGUUGUCGGUGUGAAGUUGAGUGACGUACAUACAAAAUGUUAAGCGGGAAUAUACUGUGGAUAUCCUCGUUGGUAGUAAUUCUAACAAACGGUAUUGAUCUUUCAGAAAACGCGACGCUAACCAAUAAGGAUUUGAAAAAAUACAAACAUCUGAUCGAAGGUCAAGGAUUGUACUCGACGGAAGACGAAGUGACAAUUUUAACCGCGUUUAAUUUUAAAAACGAAAUUUACAAUGCGUCGCACUCUUCUCUCGUCGAAUUUUACAACAGUUGGUGUGGUCACUGUCAGCGAUUUGCACCCUCGUGGAAAGCUCUCGCGGCCAGUCUGAAACAGUGGAAGGAUGUCGUCGUUAUUGCGGCCAUCGACUGCAACGACGAAGAUAACUCGCAACUGUGCCGAGAUUUCGAAAUUAUGGCCUAUCCGACUCUGCGGUACUUUCACGAAAAUUACAAGGAGGGAGCGCAAAAUAUAGGGGUGGAAGUGGAGAAGGGCGACGACGUUUACAGCCAAAAAAGACACUUGAUACAGCGCAUAAUUCAAGAGCAAACCGAGCGGAGGGGUACGCAAUUUCCUUCUCUUCUUCCAAUUUCCGCGCGCGACGUUAGCAGUCUUCGCCACUCCGUUCCAAGACAAACCAAGUACGCAUUUGUGAUAAUUGAUACUGCACAUUCCGUUAUAGGAGCAGAACUCGCCAUGGACUUGCGACACGUUCCCAAUGUCAUAGUGAAAAGCGCCGGAAACAAUUCGGAACUGCUCGCAGCGACUGGAGUCAAGCUUCUACCAGCUCUUCUCAUUGUAGACGAGAAAAAUAACGUAAAAGUACUGCAAGAGGCGUUACCGUCGACAGACAUCGCGCGAAAUACCAUCAAAGAGUAUCUGUCUUCCAUGCACAUUUCCAUCCCUAACGUAACUCUCAAGGGUGAGCUUUUUACCGGAAAGUGGAUCAACGCCAAAGUACCCGAUAUGUCCGAAUUGAUGGAGGCGCGCGAAAAGGAGAAUCUCAGACAAAGAAUAAAGCAAAUGGGGGACGUAGUGUUUCAAGCCGACCUAGAGACGGCUCUCAGAUACUCGUUCAAGCUUGAAGUGGGUUCCGUGAAGACCAUCUCGGGCGAGCGCCUCACAGCCUUGGUGGAUUACGUCUCGAUUCUGGCAAAGUAUUUCCCGUUCGGAAUUGCCGGAAAACAGUUUCUGCACGAAUUAAAACGCAAGAUAUUGGAGGCCGGCGAGGUUCUCCAAGGUUCGGAUGUCAGCGCGUGGCUUCGCGACGCCGAACCCGAAGAUCGCCGGGUCUUCUCUUCUCCCGCCCAGUGGUUGGGUUGUCAAGGGAGUGCGAAGAAUUACCGCGGAUACCCGUGCGGAUUGUGGAAGUUAUUCCAUUAUCUCACCGUAAGUGCCGCCGAACACAACUGGGAUAACUCGGAGCAUCAUCCGCGAGAGGUUUUGGACGCGAUGCACGGGUACAUAAAGAACUUCUUUGGGUGCAGCGAGUGCAGUCGCCACUUUCAGGAGAUGGCCCUAAAAAAAGACAUGAAAGGCGUGAGUUCCCUUGACACCUCCAUUUUGUGGCUGUGGAUGGCCCAUAACGAAGUUAACAAGCGUCUGGCGGGCGAUACGACCGAAGAUCCGGAGUUUCCCAAGGUACAAUUCCCUCUUCCAGGACGGUGCCCGGCGUGUAGGACGAACAACACCUGGAAUUUGCAAGACGUCGUCGGAUACAUGAAGCAAGUCUACAGCAGCAUUAACGUCCGCUACAUCGGAUCGGAUACCAGAAUUCUGCAUUUGGGCUUGGAAGGAUCUUCCACUAACGAUUCGACGACGUUCUUUCUGAAAAACGUGGAUCCCACGGGGUUACAAGAAAAAGAUGUACGUGCAUGACCUCCUGGGAAAGGUUUGAGAGAGAAAGAGACAGUGACGACGGCGCGUUUCAAUUAUUUGCUCCUAAGGGCGGUCUUCCGGGGGUAAGGUUUCAAUUUGUAAGACUAGAAAACUAGACAUCACAUGACACGUAGCGUUGAAACUAGGAUUAAGACUGAAUCAUAAGCCAACUUAUUUUAGGUGUUUGGAUUUUUUGUAAAUAUUGUAUAAAUAUAUUAUUAUUUAUUUUUA